UCUAAACAGGAUGAGGAUGUUUCUGCCAGUCGCUUUGAAGACAAUGAAGAGCUGCGUUAUUCACUACGUUCCAUCGAAAAACACGCACCAUGGGUGCGGCACAUCUUUAUCGUAACCAAUGGACAGAUACCGUCUUGGCUUAACCUGGAUAACCCCCGUGUUUCAGUGGUUACUCACCAGGACAUUUUUCAGAACCAUUCUCACCUGCCAUCAUUCAGUUCUCCUGCCAUAGAGACCCACAUUCACCGAAUCCCAGGACUCUCUCAAAAGUUCAUCUACCUCAAUGAUGAUGUCAUGUUCGGCAAGGACGUGUGGCCUGAUGAUUUCUACAGCCACUCUAAAGGUCAAAAG
Molecule: messenger RNA, 351 nt
Organism: Sinocyclocheilus rhinocerous
Lineage: Eukaryota; Metazoa; Chordata; Actinopteri; Cypriniformes; Cyprinidae
Product: N-acetylglucosamine-1-phosphotransferase subunits alpha/beta-like
Exons: 2
Biological process (GO): N-glycan processing to lysosome; carbohydrate phosphorylation
Cellular component (GO): Golgi apparatus
Molecular function (GO): UDP-N-acetylglucosamine-lysosomal-enzyme N-acetylglucosaminephosphotransferase activity
Source: RefSeq, a predicted model, not a curated record